GCGUUGUUAGUCAUAUAAACAACAGCACACGGGAAAGCAUACAUUUCACUUUGCUUGAAUAUUAUCUUGUUUCCUCUCGACAAAAAGGAAUAAAAAUGUCUCAGAGUGCAGGGACACUGAUAACGACUAACAAUGCGACUUAUAUCCCACCUAGGUUCAUGCCAGGGUACCAUGGGCAUUGUCCAACAUUAAAGUUCAGUUAUGGGGAGACAUAUGGAAACUCAACCUCCAAGUACUUCCAAGAUUACAGAUCUGAAACAUUGAACAAUUCUCACAGUGUCUACAACAAAGGAGGUAGUUUCCCAACAUUCUAUUCACAUAAUCCUGAUAUUGUUAUGAGCAAUAGAUCAAGAACAUGGGAUAAGCGUUUAGCUGCUCCUCGCUAUGAACUCUCACACACUCAUCAUGAUAGACAAGAACAACUGGACAAAUUCCAUAAGAUGUCGCAUGCCCACAGAGAGCACUACAAAGACACUACGGGUGAAGUCCCACGUAUGGACCACUUUGUUCUACCAGUAAAAGCCGAGGAUCAGUUCAAGAAACAUUUACCAUUCCUCAUUAGGACCAAUAAAUACACCAACGAUAUCCACCUUCCAUACCUCAACAACGUUGCUAGGCGACCACCGAUAACAAAGAAGUGGUAUCCCAAGUCGUGUCAAAGAGACAGAGAGAUGAGAGACGUCUACUUUGAGGAGAGAUAAAUCUAUAUUGCAUUUUAUAAUUUUAUAGUCUUGAGGCGACAUCUUUGAAUACACAUAAAAUGUAUAUUGUGAAAUAUACAUGGCCAUCGAAUAGAAAGGCAAAAAGUAAUGUCUCUUUACCAUUGAAUAAUUGAGUUAAAACUUAAAAACGAAACAAUCACUCCCAUUCCUUAUACUGCCAUGGUUACCAAGACAUUAGGUGGGGUUUGGAAUCGGACGAGAAGGGAAGUGUGCUCUAGUUUAAAGAAACCAUAUUGCCAUAUGAAUUAUACAUGUUUUUGUACUGCCAACAAAUUCAUGAGUGUAAACGAACUUUUAUCUAUUUUUUCACACUUAUAAACUGAUGAAAUUGAUGAUAACUACCAGUAUGUUUAAAGUGUAAGAGAAAC
Molecule: messenger RNA, 1090 nt
Organism: Owenia fusiformis
Lineage: Eukaryota; Metazoa; Annelida; Polychaeta; Sabellida; Oweniidae
Source: the annotation of a GenBank genome assembly